Trichosporon asahii var. asahii CBS 2479 is the source of this 852-nucleotide messenger RNA. RefSeq lists its product as uncharacterized. The record is from RefSeq and is a predicted model, not a curated record. NCBI's taxonomy places the organism in Eukaryota, Fungi, Basidiomycota, Tremellomycetes, Trichosporonales, Trichosporonaceae. The coding region runs from base 1 to 852 and encodes 283 amino acids. The transcript is spliced from 5 exons.
AUGUCACCCACACGAGCUGAUGCCUUCCGGUACUUCGGCAAUCAGUACGUCUUGGGCGGUGAUGAGGACCUGCGCCUCUCUUCCCUCCACGACACCCACCUCAAGCAGAUUGACACGUCUCUGAACAAGUCUUUGUGGGAUGUCUUCCCCGUCAACGAACUGGGUCAACAGGGGCCGCAGGUUCCCACUAGAGUCGAUUACAACGAACUUGCGCUCGGCAGCCCUGUGCCUUGGAACUCUGCUCUCGGUCGCAAGCGCUCAAGCGAGGUCCUGCCCUUGAAAGACAUCAUGGAUCAGGUGAUCAAGAAGAAGGAGGUCGUUGACAAUGGUGCCUAUCGCGCCACGGUGCAAGGAUAUGCUGCGUGUCUCCUCGACCUGAUGCCUUGGUACGCCACUCCACUGUUCUUCACUGCCAAGCAAGCCUUUGACUCUGGACUGGCACAGCUCAAUCUCUACGAGACCGUCUUGAAGGCACCCCUCCCCUCCAUGAUCAAGAGCGAGCUCCGCCUGUUGGCCUUUGAAGCGGUCAAUGACAUGCGUUAUGUGCCUGCCAACAUUCUGUAUAAGACUCGCUGCCAUCACGGAGCGGAUGAGGCCACGGGAGUCCUCAUCGACUUGACUGGCGUCUACCGCGAGUGCAACACAGCAAUGAUCGAGAAGAACUCCAGUAAUUGGGCCCACCGCAACUGUGUUAGCUGGCAUCAAUGUUUCAGCUCCGAUAUUCGUGCGAAGGCAGCUGUGUGGGUCUUCGAGGCGGACUGGGGACUCCGUCCUGCCCCCGGGGGUCCUCUGAACAUGGGCCAAGCGCUGGCUUUGUCUCCGAGGUACAGGGCUUUGGCCAAGCGAGGCUAA